Messenger RNA from Vavraia culicis subsp. floridensis, 963 nucleotides. RefSeq lists its product as uncharacterized. Lineage: Eukaryota; Fungi; Microsporidia; Pleistophoridae. The record is from RefSeq and is a predicted model, not a curated record. The transcript has a single exon. The coding region runs from base 43 to 918 and encodes 291 amino acids.
CUGAGGUAAAGAAUAAAAGGAAAAAUAUUGUGAGAAUACAAUAUGCUAGUCAAUAUGUUUAUGUGCUUCCUUUCAAGUGCCUAUGCUGCCACUUCAGUAAGCCAGCCUGCGGCACCUGUGCAACCACAAGCCACCCAGAGCUCGACCGCGUUCACCGCGUCGGCAAAUGCCAAGCAGGACCAGGCCGCCAACCUUCAGCAGAAUACAAUGCUGAAGACCGCGCUGAACCAAAUCACGGCGACACAAAUGGGCGAGGGCGAUGCUAAGAAAUUUAUUCCAGGAUACAAUGGAAAGAACUUGUACUGUGAUAACCGUGGUGUUGACGGCAAUUGGAACCUCAUCAACAAGCAACUUCAGGAGGAGUGUGUCAAACAAAAGAAGGAGAAGAAGGAGAGGGCUGAACAGCUCGCCAAGGAACUUACGCAGCCAACGCAGGAUGACUGCAAAAUCAGGAUAAGCAAGGAAAGUAUGGUAUGCCAUGCAAGAAAGGUGAUGAACAACGUCAUAAAGGAUGCGUACUACACGAUCAAGCUGUUCGGUAACGUUGUGGAAAUUAUUGUCAAGAACCAGCCUGUGUUCAUGGGUGUCACGGAGCGAUUCAAAUACAAUGCCAAACGGCUGAAGAAGCAAGCAUCCAAUGCAUUCAAGAACUCACCAACAGCCACGUUCAAGUUCAACCGUCUCGGUGGCCUGCUCAGUCAAACAGGUGAAGUUCCGCAACCCAAGAAGAAUAAUCCGUGUGCAGCGUGCUUAGAAAUGCUGAAGGAGAAGACCAACUCGGUUGAGGGACAGGCUAACAACUGCGGUGGCUGCGAUUCGAUGCUCGACAUAACGACCAUACACAAUGGGCAGUUCAGAAUACAAAACAAGGAUGAAAACACCACCGAUUCUAAGAAAAAGGACACCAAAUCUGAGUAAAUAAGUAGGCAUGGACAAUAAAUGUUUAUUAAUUUAAGGCAGCUU